Messenger RNA from Marasmius oreades (fairy-ring Marasmius), 1104 nucleotides. RefSeq lists its product as uncharacterized. The transcript has 4 exons. The record is from RefSeq and is a predicted model, not a curated record. Lineage: Eukaryota; Fungi; Basidiomycota; Agaricomycetes; Agaricales; Marasmiaceae. The coding region runs from base 1 to 1104 and encodes 367 amino acids.
AUGGUCCUCACAGUUCACGCGUCUUCCACCUGUGAUGUCUGUCUCGAACCUUACGAUUGGGAUGACAAUGUUCGAAAACCUCAUUUUAUCAAUUGCGGCCAUGUAUUCUGUGGGACGUGUUUGGAACAUGUCCAACCGAAAAAAUGCCCCCUUUGUCGAGAGUUAUUCACCGCAAGCGAUAUCCAGAGACUCAAUGUUGAUCCUCAUCCCGGUCAUAUUUACCCUCAGCGCAGCGACGUGCAAAUAAAUGGGCCUCAAUCUUUUGACGACCCCGACGAAAUUGUCAAUGAUUUAAUGAAGAAAUUAGUUAUUUCGUACGAUUCAGUAGACGAUGAAUUACUCUCCUCGACGGAUACUUGGCUUCAGGGAAGAGAAUUUCUUGAGAAUUGCCCUGUUCGUAAAGCACGAGCCAUGAUUCAAAACUAUCAAGACUUGAAACAGAGAAAAACUCAAGAUAAAGAAACAAUUAGAAACCUUCGGUCUGCUGUCCAAGAUUCGAGGAGAAAAGCAGAGGAAUGCGCUGCCCGCUUGGAAGAAGAGGUCCGUCGCAAAGAUGACCUUCGACGUCUUAUUGACGAAAAUCAGAAGGAAAUCGAAAGGCUACGAGAGAAGAUCAAGAUACAGGGUUCCUUGUUGGAUCUGAAGGGCAAGAAGAAGCAAUCCAACCCACUUCCAGCUCCUCCUCGACUUGUUGGCGCGUCCACGUUAUUGGCCCACCAACUGCUCCUGGACCGUGCAGCCACCCCUGCUUCAGUUGGCGUCGAUACCUCUUACCCUGUCCGCGAUAUUCACGCGCCCACACCCCGAUACCCAGAUUCACACGCCUGUCCUCCUGGCAUUGUUCAUAGCUUCGGUCUCUUGACUUUCAAUAAUCCUGCGUAUGGCGGUGCUACUGCAAGUGUUGAAAAAUACCAGGGACACAAUCAACCACAAGUCUGUGUACCGGACUUGGGUCCAGGCCAGGUGGUAGAUGAUGCCACUUACUGGACCUGCCCGACAACAACACAUCUGCUGCCAGAGCCUAGGAGUCCAGGAGAUGGUCGGUACAGAGGGCCGAUCGUAGAGCACACGAAAAAGGGGAGAAGUAAACGCCAUAGAGUAUGA